Molecule: messenger RNA, 1730 nt
Organism: Magallana angulata
Lineage: Eukaryota; Metazoa; Mollusca; Bivalvia; Ostreida; Ostreidae
Product: PR domain zinc finger protein 14-like
Exons: 9
Coding region: 142-1572 (476 amino acids)
Biological process (GO): regulation of transcription by RNA polymerase II
Cellular component (GO): nucleus
Molecular function (GO): RNA polymerase II transcription regulatory region sequence-specific DNA binding; protein binding
Source: RefSeq, a predicted model, not a curated record
GAAUGUCUCUCUCUCUUUUUUUUUCCUGGUAUUUGCGCAGGCUCGUAGAAACGUCGAUUAGGAAUAAAAUUACGAGAGCGAGACAUGUAUUAGUAUUUGUAUUGUGAGGGGUACUAAGAGAGAGGGACAGCGAAGUUAGGUAUGGACCAGAUUCGGCAAAGUUUGUUUCCGUUUUUCGCCCAAAGGUUCGCGAAUGCUCAUUUCCAUGGAAUCCCCGUAGAGAGGUUCACGGUAGGUGGACAUGGAUUCCCUUUCUCGGCGCCCAUGUUUCUUGGCCCACAGCAUCACCCGCCGGUCCCUGCGUCGACAGCCCCUUCCCCAUUGAUCACUCCCCCGUACCCCAAUCGAAUGGCGCCACCAGUGGGGGUUCCGACCUUCAAUUUUUCUCAAGCGGACGUGGACAGUGUUCUGUAUGGUUAUACCAAGAAUCGGGAUAAGAGAUGCAACGGACAUGCUAUUUCAAAUUUAAGAAUUGGGGACCUUUCUCAUGGAAUUGAUAAAAUAUUAUCCCGGGAGGGAUUUUCUCCAGACAAGAAAGCACCGAGUGAUAAAGGAACACCCCAGCCAUCCAAUAAAGUCAUCGACGUCAGCGGCCUGGGAAUUCCCGAGGGUUUGGUGUUGAUACAAACUGCGUAUGCUGGAGUCCACCAUUACGGAGUGUUCUGUGCAAAAACCGUUCUGAGCCGAGGGACUCGAUUUGGCCCGUUCAAAGGAAAAGUCGUCAAUACGAGCGAAAUUAAAACUAACGACGACAACUCUUUUAUGUGGGAGAUAUUUGAAGAAGGAAAACUCAGCCAUUUCAUCGAUGGCCGUGGUACUACUGGCGGGUGGAUGUCCUUCGUGAAUUGUGCCAGGUAUGCCCAAGAACAGAACAUGAUAGCCGUGCAGAUCGAGGGAGACAUCUACUACGAAGUCUGCAAAGAUAUUCCGAAUGGCACGGAACUCCUCGUCUGGUACGGUGACUGCUACCUACAGUUUAUGGGAGUGCCAGUGUCUCUAAAAGACAUGGCGGACGGCGGGGCGCAGGAAGAGUCUGAGUCCACGGGGGAGGGUUACCAAUGUGAAAGGUGUGGCAAGGUGUUUGCCUACAAGUACUAUAGGGACAAGCACCUGAAAUACACGCGCUGUGUGGACCAAGGGGACCGAAAGUUCCCCUGCCAUCUCUGUAGCAGGUCUUUUGAAAAGAAGGAUCGGUUAAGAAUUCAUAUUUUACAUGUACACGAGAAGCACAGGCCACACAAGUGUAUCGUCUGCGGGAAAAGUUUCAGCCAGUCCUCUAGUCUGAACAAGCACAUGAGGGUACACAGUGGAGAGAGACCUUAUAAAUGUGUCUACUGUAACAAGGCAUUCACAGCUUCAAGUAUUCUUCGUACUCACAUUCGACAGCAUUCAGGCGAGAAGCCUUUUAAGUGCAGACAUUGCGGAAAGGCUUUUGCUUCCCAUGCAGCCCACGACAGCCAUGUUCGAAGAACGCAUUCUAAAGACAAAGUCUACGCAUGCUCCGUCUGUGGAAAGUGCGUUUCGAAUGCAUACGAACUCAAACUGCAUAUGAAUAUUCAUUCCAUGUCGUAGAACAUCAAGUGCUUAUGUUUUUCGUCUGUGAUGGUCAUGUAAUAUAGCGAAUUUGGUGUGUUUUAUAUUAAAAAUGUUUUGUCUUUUUGCCCAAUAUUUAAAAUGUUUUUAUAUAUUUGUUUGAUACAGUUUUAAAAUAAAGUACAACUUAACUGCAA